Mytilus californianus (California mussel) is the source of this 8113-nucleotide messenger RNA. RefSeq names its product probable serine/threonine-protein kinase tsuA. The record is from RefSeq and is a predicted model, not a curated record. Gene Ontology annotation, molecular function: protein binding. NCBI's taxonomy places the organism in Eukaryota, Metazoa, Mollusca, Bivalvia, Mytilida, Mytilidae. The transcript has 11 exons. Bases 581 to 4801 code for a protein of 1406 amino acids.
GAAGAGCCGUGUUGUGCGAUUUACAUUUUAUAUUGAUUUAAAGCUAGAAAUAAUCAGUAAAUUCUUGAUGUGGUUACAAUUUUAUAAGUUGAAUAUGUGUCAUUUGGUAAAAUAAAUUGAUAAGUGGUUUUGUUCAAAAAGGUAGUUGUGGUAAAAACUCUUCUACAGGAUAGUUUCAGGACUAACUCGCAUAUUUAAACAAAACAUGGAGUUUAACCUUUUUAUAGUGCAUGUUCUUAACGUGUAAUAUCUGGAAAAAUAAUCCUUUUUGGCAUACAAUUUUUGAAGAAAGGAAUCUGAGUAAAGAAAAUAAGUCUGUUUGGUUUUGUAGAUUUUAAAAGAGUGGUGUGUCUAUUUUCAAGGAGGAAACAUAAUGGAAUAAAAUAGAUAUUAUUGGUUUUAUUAAAAGUGAAAGGAAAUAUUCUUAGAAAUGAAAUUUAGAGGAUCAUAUUUUAUUUAUGACAAAGUGAAUAUAGAUGGAUUGUAAAUUAGUUGUUAUUUUAUAUAUAAUGGAGUUAAAAGUUUAUCCUUGUUCAAUGAUUGACAUAUUCUGAACAUGAAAAAGAACUAACUUGUGGAUAUGACAGAAGGAGAAGAUAAAUCUGUCAGUGAAUCGUUACGACAGGCAGCAAGUCAAGGACAGUUUGAUCUUGUGAAAGAACUGGUAAAAACUGGUGCCAAGUUCAGUUCUGAUCAAGAAGGGAGAACAGCUCUUCAUUAUGCUGCACUGAAUGGACAUGUAGAUAUCUGUAAAUUCUUACUGCAGCAGGGAUGUAGUAUUGAUGAAAGAGAUGUGCUUGGUUACACACCCCUUCAUCGAGCAGCCUCCAAAGGACAUGUAGAAGCCAUAGAAUUGUUGCUGACAUCCAAAUGUAAUGUGGAUUCACAGGAUGAGCAUGGAAAUGGUGUCAUCCAUGAAUCAGCCUGGAAUGGUUUUAGUCAGACAUUAGAACUGUUGAUUAAACACCAUUGCAAUGCUAUUCUAACUAAUAAGUCUGGAUUUACAGCUCUACAUUUAGCCAGUCAGAAUGGUCACAAUCAAAGUGCUAGAGUUCUUUUGUAUGGAGGCUGUAAUGCAGACCUAAAAAACAAUUAUGGAGAUACAGCCCUCCACACGGCAGCAAGGUAUGGACAUGCAGGUGUCACACGUAUUUUGAUCAGUGCCAGAUGUAGGCUCAAUGAACAGAACAAGAAUGGUGACACUGCACUACAUAUCUCUUCUGCUUUGAAGAGGAAGAAGAUCGCUAAACUGUUAGUGGAAGCUGGCAUUGAUAUUUAUAUUGUCAACAAACAAGAGGAAACUGCCAUUGAUGUGGCUAAACGAAAAGAUCACCCUGAAGUCAUCAUAACAAUUACAUCACUGUUAAAGACCAAAGCUCAGGUUCACCCAUCACCGAAAAUGGUAAAUUUCAGUGAAAUACCUGUGGAUAUAGAUGGACCUGUUGUAGUCCCAGAUGAAGACCUACCUGUACAAAAGACAGAAAAGGCAGAAAAAGGCAGCAAAUUUUUCUCAUUCUUGAAGAAAAAGAAAAAGGAGAAAGAUAAACCAGCUCCGCCAGGAAGCCAAGUCCACCCAGCUGAAGGUAAAGAUGCUGUACAUGGCUUCUUUAGUCAGUACAUACCUAAGACUGGACAACAGUAUUACAGAGAUUUAGCUGGUAAUAUAAAGCAGGGACCAAUAGGAUACACCCCAAUUUGUCAGUGUAUGCCUGCACUGCAACAGUUGGAGAAGCGAGUCGGUCAGGAUAAGGAACAUAUCUAUGAACAUAUUGAUGCUUCUCAUCAAAUCCUGAAAAAUCGUAUGGAUCAGUUAGAUAAGAAAACUACUCAACAAAUUAUGACAUUUGACAGGUGGUCCAGGGAUAGAUUUGACGAAGAAGAGAGAAAUUGUUACAAUAGGAUAGACCAGCGUAUAGCUGAUCAACAGCAUUAUAUGGCACAUAAGAAUCGUGGCGGUAUGGAUGUGGAUGAUUGGUUAGAGGCAAAAUUGUCCAAGUAUGGUCAUUGUUUAGACCAUCAUCAUGACGAUACUGCUUUACCAAGUAAUAAUAUUUUCACAGACAUUCAUCAGACUGAAAAUGGCCGAUUAUUUCGCUCUCGAUCAGAUGAGACGCUUUCGCAGUCUGAUAAUCACAGUGGGAAAUUUCGUAAGAGACAAUUUUAUGAAUCACGUCAGCAAGCAAUGCAGGAAAUCAGGGCAUGGCAACUCCCUCCUUAUAGUAAAGACAGGGGUGCCAAGAAUUACAAUCCGGUUGUUGGACGUAGAGACAAUUACGGUGUUCAGAACCCACAAACUCUCAAUAGGAAUGCUAAUCAGCAAAGUGGGAGACAACAUUUUGUUUCGCCUGUUACUAGUCAUCAAAAUGUACGAUCAUCUUCACGACCUGACUUCAUAUCACCGAGUACUGCUUCGACUAGUCGUAGUCCAUACUUGUCACAUGACCAAGUUUAUGGUAAUCAAUACAGUGGCUAUGAUCAAGGUGCUAUUCCAAAGAAACUUUCAACCUCACAAACUUUGCAUGGAAUGCAUGAGCAUCAAACAUCAGUGCGUCAAGAAUUAACCCCACGAACUCAUAAUACUGUGUUAAAUCAUAGAACUUCUGUGCAAAGAGACACUAGCCCAAUAACUCAUAACACUGUGUUAGGACUUAGAACUGCCGGGCAUAGAGAUGCUAGCCCACUAACUCAUAGUACUCCAAUGGUUCAUAAAACUACAGCACAGAGGGAUGCUAGCCCUCUCAAUCAUAGUACUCCUAAAUCACGAGAAUCUAGUCCCUUUCAUUAUCAGUAUCUUCCUCAUCAAAGAAUGGUGAAAAGUAAAACUGAACCAGAAAAUCUAUCACCUAGACAAAAUGAAAGUAGAACUAUUCAAAGUGAAAGUAGGAAAGCACAAAGUGGGAGUAGAAUUAACCAAAGUGGGUUAAGAAAUAUUCAAAAUGACAGUAGACAAGUUCAGAAUGACCGAACUAUUUAUAGUGACAGCCGGCAGAUUUAUCAACAUCCCAGGAGUACACAACACGAAAACAAACACUCACAAAGGGAACAAUUUGAUAGACAAAAUGAAGUGAGACGAUCAAAUAUGGAGACUAGAACUCUACAGAAUGAAAGUAGAAACAGUGAAACACGGCGGAGUUUUCCCGAAAGGGGGUCCUCAAACAUAAGCAUAGGUACUAAUGUGACCUCCAAUUCCUCCAGCACCGGACAGGGCCCCCUCACAGAGUCUGGUGCUGGAAAAGCAGUGGAUAAGCCAACUUUCACAACAUUUGGAUAUCCAGAGAGGGAAAAAUUAUACAAUACUCAAGACAAUACAAAUUCGAUCUCGAAUAAGGGAUAUCCAAAUGAUUCGUCAGAUUUACGCAGGUCAGGUAUGUCAGUUCAACAGUCUGACUCCACAUAUGGUUACCAUAGUGAAGUUAUGAAUAGACCUCAAAGCUCUGAAAUACCAUCACGGCAUGAUGGGAAACAAAUUCCUGUGGAGAGAAUGCCUCACAUGGAUAGGAGGAGUGUAUAUGACCAAAAUAGUGUGAAUAACUUAAAAAAUAGUGCUAUCAAUUCUGUAAAUAAUGUUAAUAGGGAUGAUAUGUAUUUAUCCCAAGGUCAUAGCAGUAUGCAAAUGAGUCGGCAGAGGUCAAGGUCAACUGAUGGAAUACUAUUAGAUGAUACUGACCUGUCGUCAGCCCAUCAGAUGAAAUUGAAAAUGAAGGAUCCGUCUUCCAUGCAGAGAUCUGGAACUCCUAGUUCUCCGCGAACUGGUCAAAAUUAUAGUGUGCCAUUAGAGUCAAUGAAGAGGUCGGCAUCACAGUAUGGGAAUUCAAAGUCAUAUUCAAAUGAUAGAACUGAUAUGAAACCAUAUUCUAAUGAUCAAAACAAUAAAAAUUUACAAAGUGGUCAAUAUUAUAGUUCUUCACAGGGAAAUAUAAACAGAAAUCCUGUAAACUAUUCUGUGUUGGGUUCAAAAGGACAGAUUUACAAUUCUACGAGAGAUGUAGAUGUGAAUAGACAAAAUAGUGGACAGACUGGUUAUAAUAGAGACAGGCCUACUUGGGCCGGUGAUACUACAAAUAUGGAAAAUCCUUAUGGAUCUGUUCAAAACUUUACUAGAAGGGUAAACGAUGGGAGGACUCCAGUGUCUGUUCCAUCAGGACAAACAUAUAAUACAUACAAUCCUAACUUCCAAGGUCAUGAUAAUGUCAUGUAUUCGGAUCAAACGAAUGUGUCAAAAAUCGGCAGCAAAUCUGAAUCUCAUCUUAAUCAGGAACAACAUAUUCAGGGUCAGGAAGUUAUUACACGAACUGAUAGGAAUUUACAAUCUACGCCAAUUCAAGACAAAAGUCGUGAGGACAAUAGUAGCAAUCCUGAUUCUGGAUAUAGCAGUAAAAUCUAUGGACGUAAUUUGAAUUCUGGGAAUGCUCCCAGUACAAGUUGUACGCCUUCAUCUUCAUUCAGUACUGAACCAACUGACCAUAACAUUACACUUUCUAGCAAUAAUUCACCGCAUCCUCAAGUCAAUCAUAGUGAUUAUGCACAAAUAAACUCCGUUCAACAGCAAUAUCAGAAAGAUUUAAGCAGUCAUGUGCAGCAUUGGUACCAACGCAAGUUAAAAGACGCAGCAAAAAAUUUAAAUGAUGGUGAAUAUGGUUACCAUAGUGACUACCAUUCACUAUCUAAUGGCAUUCAGAAUUCAAAUGACUUUAGCCAGUAUGAGUAUGCUCAGCAGUCACGGCAACCACUUUACCAUGGAAACCAAACAUAUUCAUCCUAUCAUCAGGUGCCAAACUAUAUUAGGGGUAGUGAUGUUUAAGCUUUUUUGUUAAGACAAAUACUUGUAUAUCAUUAAAAGUGGAUAAGUGAGAGCGCAAUUUUGAAUGUUGAUACAUUACAGUUAAAAAUACCAUUUAAACUUUACUUGCUAAACUUUUAAAACUUUUUUUUUUAUUUUUAAGUUUUUCUUAUUGAGAAUUAACAUAAAUCAAACAUUUUCCCACAAAAAAACAUAUUGCAUGUAUCUACAAGAACAAGGCAAUAGUAUUCCAAAUUUCAUAUUUUACAGAUACAAAACAAUUAAUAUUACAAUUUCUUAUCUUGUUUAGUUGAGUUGUAAUUGUGUUAGCUAAUGAAGUCCUUAAUUUUACAAAUACAACAGAUAUUAAAAUAUGAUCUUUGGUGGAAAAAAAAAUAAGAAAUUAUUCAUUCAAUAUUUUAUAUGAAAUACAACUCUUGAAAAUGUGUUGAAAUGCAUUUUAUUUGUCCUGAAAAAUUUCUAUUAUACACAUUCUUUACUUCAACCAAAAAUGCAUGUAUUGGAAGAAACAAAAAAAAAAUUUUUUCUAUAGAACAAAAUUAGUAUCUUAUUUAUCUUAAAUAUACUUCCUUCUUCCAUGGAUCAAAAAUGAGUAAUUCUAUAAUAAAACAGUCUGACUAGAAGAAUCUUAUAAAAAAUAUUAAGAACUGGCUAAAAUUUAACAGUUCAAAGACCUAUAGACACUGUAGAUGAGAACAUAUUCACUCUUUUGUCCUGUAGUCUUAUUACGGUAAUAGAAAAGUUGCCUAAUUUUCAAUCAAGCCAUAUGGCCUUAAAUAUACAUCAGUUUAUAAAAAGAUUUGAUAUUUGAAUUUUGGAUUAGUUUUUCUUCUUAUGUCAUUGACUUUAUAAAGUAGAAAAUAUAAGGAACUAUGCAAUAUCUUUUUCGAUGCAUUCUUAUUUAUUUUCUAUUCAACUUCGUUGACAAACACCUAUUGUUGAGGGGCGGAAGGACUUUUUUCAAGACAUUGAGAAAGAGUCUGUAUUUUUGUGGGAAUUCAGGAUUAACACCUAUCAGGGCUAUAGAAUUAAUUAUUAAAUUUUUCAGGAUCAGUAAAAAGGUUUUAUUUUUUCUGGAAAUUGUGAUUCAGCUUUUUUUUUUUUUGGGGGGGGGGGGGGGGGGGGAGGGGGGGAACUCGGGAUGACACCACCUCAUUGUAGUCUGAAGUCAGAGUCAGAGACAAAAGAGUGAAUAUACAGGAUUCAUUUCACAUGUAGAAUAUCAGUGUUUAUUUUAAUGGGAAAUUAUUGUACAAUGUAUUUCUUUUGCAACACAUCGACACUGUAAUAAUUAAGAACAAUUAUACGUAAAAACUAUGCAAUUUUCAUUAUAUUAUUCAGGGAGCAUAUGCCUAUGAUAUAAGGUAUUUGUAGUAGAAGUAUACCAAUUAUAAGUUAAAAAUCAGAAAUCAUAAUGAUAUGAUUUUUUUCAUUUGCAUGUCAGUAGUAUAAAAUGUACUGAUAUCAAUAAAAAAAAAGAAAACAGUUGAUGAAAUGGGGGACAAGGAGAAAGAGGGGGGGGGGGGGGGGGGGUUACUCUCAUAUCCUGAAAAAGCUUUCGAUUAAAUAUGAGUUGUGCAAUCUCCAUGGAAUCUGGUCUGACCGUUUUCAGUAGAUAAUUACAAAAUUAUUGAAAUUUCUGGGCCAAUUCAAGCUAGGAUACAGGCUUCCUGGUCUCCUAGGACUCAAUGCAAUACACCUUAUGUAUACUUCCUUUUAGUGUUAAAAUUUAAUGUUGAUGACAGCUGUUUGUAGAUACAUUCCAAAGACAAAGUUGUUAAUAUGAUCUCUUCCUUUGUAAGAAUUCCACAAUUUUAUAUACUUUAUAUUUUUUAAUUUCAUAUUUAUUUUGUAAAUACAGAACUAUAUAUAUAUUUAAUUGUAUAUUAUGAUUUUAUUUGUAGAUAAGUCUUAAUUGAAUUUGUACAUAAUGGACUUAAUUCUUAUUUCAGAAUUUCUUUACUUUUGUAUGGUUCAUUGUUUAUAUAUAAUUAUAGUAAGAUAUCAUGGACAUAUUGAAAUAUUAUUGGAUAAAUCAUUCUGUUAUCUUGGUUACUGUAUUUUUGUAAGAAACUUGAAUCUUUUUUAUGUUAAUGGAUUUCUAAGCAGUAACUGACAGCAUAGAUAUUUUAAUGCUGAUGAUUCAUUUUUCUUCUUUCUAUACUUACGUUUUCGUGGAUUUCCUUGCAUUGGUUAUCCAUAUGCAUUUAUUUAAGUCUUCUACAAAAUACAAAUAGUCUGUAGGCUUGUAUGCAAAAUUUGUCAAAACUAGGAAAUCAAAUAACUUACAAAAAAAUCCAGAACAUUUUUUUUCUCAAUUCACAGAGAUUGAAAACUCAAUCCGAUUAAAAUCUGGUGUUAUGAUACUAAGCUCUACCUAGAGUUAGGGUGGAGAGUAUACAUGAUGAAAACAGCUGAUUUUAAUGAGAUUUUUUUGGAAACUAUAAAAGUGAACAAAUCCACUAUGACGUCAUUGUUUUAUCCCAGUUGGCCAUGUAGAUGAUUUUUGUGAAAUCCAUUUUUUUUCUUCAGUUUUUAGAUUAAUAAAUUUGUUAUUUUUUUGUAUUGCAUGUCCAUCAUUUUGAUGCCAGUUAAUUGAAAGUAUUACUGUUAAUUCAGAAACGAAUAUGUGCAUUUAUUUUUGAAAUCACUGAUUACUGGUAAAAAUGUGAGAUCUUAAUAAUACCAUUAUAAAAUUUUGUCUAGGAAAAUAGCUAUUGAAAUUAUGAAUGCUAAGUGUUUUUGUGAACCCUAAUUCUGUCGCAAUUUUCGCAUUAAUAAAAACAUUGCAGUUAUUUCUGAAUUUAUAGUAGUUAAAAAAAACUGUUUUCAUUUCCUGUGAAGAUGAUUAUAUCUCAAAUUGAAAUAAGUCAUUUUGUUGGAAGGGAGAAGUGGUGGUGUAAAAGUUCCUUUCUACUCUCCCACUUCCAUUUCAAAUUAAUGCCAAAUUUUCUUAGAUAAUUCCAUAAAAUUAUUACGAGUAAAGGGCCGAAUUUUGGUAAAAAUUUUAAGGAGUUACAGAUAAUAUUCAUUUUCUUUACCAAUUUUUCACAUAAUGGACAUGGUCUAUGUAACUCUGGUAGAUUGAAUAUUUUUCUACUCUUAAGUUCUGGUCCGGUUUUUUCAGUUGUAAUUUCAUCAUAUGUGUAAUAUGCAAUAAUUCAGAGCAUAAUUAUAUCAAACUAUGUACAUUAAUGAUUAGCAUUCCAUCCACCCGUAUUCAUAUAAAUACAUACAUAAACAAAAUUGUUAUUUUUAUUAUUAUUAUUAUUAUAAAAUUUAAAAUAAUGAAAUUAAAAGUAUAUGAAUUUA